AAGAAGGCCUUUGGUGCUGUUGCUCAAUGAUGAGUAUGGGACCAGAAACGGUGGAAUAUCCACAGUCAACCGUCAGAUCGGGUGCUUUCUGGCUUCAAAAGGAGCAAAGGUGUUUUGCACAGUUCUGAAUGCCACACAACAAGACAAGGAUGACGCAGCUAUAGAUGGAAUUCAGCUGCUUUUCCCAACACCGUUUGAGCGUGAUCCGAGAGAGGCAGAGCUCUAUUGGCUGACCUUUGAUCACCAGAUCCGAUAUCCAGACCUUCCCUCACACGUAGACUUCAUCGUCGGCCACGUAUCAAUCACGAGCCACGCAGCAAGACGGAUGAAGGAACGCUUUCCUGGCGCAACAAUCGUCCAGGUCACUCACGUGAUGCCAGAAGACACCAGUCAGUACAAGGGUGACGAGAGGGUGUUGAACAUUGGACAGGAGAGCAACAACAUUCUGGAUGACCUACGGCAUGCUGAUGUUAUGUUCUCGGUUGGUCCAUUGAUAUAUGACUACUACAGGCAUCAGACGAAUCAGCUAACACUACAACAUCAUUAACUCUUGCCAAAGCCGUCUGACAUCUUCAUCGAUCUGAAAUUGAAGCCACCCGCCGACACGGAAACGAAAGUGGUGCUGUCCAUUGGCAGGGUGAAGGGUGUGGAGAGGCUGAAAGGCGUUGAUCUGGCUGCGACGACCAUGGGCAAGGUGAUGAAAGAGCUACCCCACACGAAGUGGAGGCUUCGCGGCUUCAGACGUGAUGAUUUUCAAGCAAGCAGGAGCAUCAUCGAAGCCAAUACGGGUAGAUUCCAGUUCGUACCCUUCACACCUCUGGAAUACGGUACACAGGAGGAGCUGUGCGAGGACAUGAGAAAGGCCGAUGUCGUCCUGAUGCCGUCUCGUGCAGAGCCAUUCGGACUGGUUGGUCUGGAGGCCAUCGCCGCAGGUGUCCCAGUCGUGAUUUCCAACAAAUCUGGUCUUGCAAAGUUCCUGACGAAACAAGAUCCCGAGUUUGACCGCACGAUCGUAGAGAUCGACGAUGACGAUGAGGAAGCCGCCAAAACGCUGUCCAAGCGCAUCAUCAAGAUCCUGACGGACGGACCCAGAGAGUUCAAGGCCGCACAAAAUUUGAAGAAGAAGCUGCUGGACUCAGAGUACUGGGCUGAAUCACACAGCAAGCUCCUCCAAACCUUUGGCCUGGAGGGCUGAACGUUUAACCAAUGGCAAAUGGCACUUGGCAGUUCUACUUAAUAUGGCUUCAGAACCCACCGUGCACACGCAUCUUGAUCAACCGUCUGUCAAACAUGUUGUAUAUACCAGUAAACAGGUGUACAUGUAUAUUAUUCCUUAAGUCAUCUAUUCUGCAAACCAAUGGAUAUGUGGGUAAAGCAUCAAGUGUCCAUAUCGACCUGGUAACGGGACUUUCUCAGAUGGCAGUACUCUGCAGAUGCUCAUUCUGAACUGUUGUUAA
Messenger RNA from Branchiostoma belcheri (Belcher's lancelet), 1457 nucleotides. RefSeq names its product D-inositol 3-phosphate glycosyltransferase-like. The transcript has a single exon. Gene Ontology annotation, cellular component: cytoplasm. The record is from RefSeq and is a predicted model, not a curated record. Gene Ontology annotation, biological process: apoptotic process; proteolysis. NCBI's taxonomy places the organism in Eukaryota, Metazoa, Chordata, Leptocardii, Amphioxiformes, Branchiostomatidae. Bases 686 to 1195 code for a protein of 169 amino acids.